Messenger RNA from Enterobius vermicularis (human pinworm), 1632 nucleotides. The record is from the annotation of a GenBank genome assembly. Lineage: Eukaryota; Metazoa; Nematoda; Chromadorea; Rhabditida; Oxyuridae.
AUGAGCAAAACUGAGACUGGAACAGGUGAAAUAUUAACCAGCGUUUCAAAUCGUGGCUUCUGGAGCGGCCAUGAAAAAAUUAACGGAAGUUGGAGAUGGUUAGAUGGAACGGAAGACGAAGGCGAUAGACGUUGCGCAGACACUGAAGGUCCUUCUAACGAGAGGUGUUAUAACGAACUAUACAAACGUUAUUUUUUAUUUGAAAUAGUUCCUGCCUCGAAAAACCUUCGGAUUUUUGGAGAGUAUCCUCUUCAUGACGAUAUUUUUGGAGCUGCUGUUUAUUUUUUACUGAAUUGUGCAACAGUAGUUGUAAGCAAAGUGAAAGGUAAAAAAUCUAUCUCCUUUGAAGAUUCACAGAAGUACUGUUAUCGCCAUUUCCGCAGCCGGUUCUUGUCGAUAAGUUUGGUAAGGGAAUUCAUCUUUUUGCACGAACAACUUUAUGGUUCAUCGAGAAGUGAGCAACCUAACGUCGUUAUAGGCUCAGUUGAAAGAGACUUCCUGAGAUAUUUAGCAGAUGCCAAUUUGAAAAGAACGUCAGUAAAAUAUGGAGAGCUUAAGUUUCGGCUCCCACAUCCUAAAGAAGGAAUGAAUCAGACAAUUAACCACUAUAUUGGUUUCAAAAAAACUAAAUCUGGUUACUUGUAUGACGAUGAACGAGCAGCUCAUUAUCUAAGUCAUUCUGAAAGCAGGGAAUGCCAUAGAUUCAUGAUGGACCAAUAUAUUUUCAGUUCUUGCUUUACACCUGCGAAUUCUAUCUGCGAAUACAAAAGUCAAGUUCUUUUCACAGAUGAAAAAAGCGUCAAAAGAUUUGCAUGCAAAAAAUAUUUCGUCAGUCAAGAAACUAGUGGAAGACAGUCCGUUCCAACUGUUUUUAAGAUUAAUGAAAAAAAUGAAACUUUCAAGAACGUUCAACGUUACUGUGAAACAAUGGAUAGUAUGCUGGCGUCAUUUUCAUCAAAAACGGAAUUCAGAACAGUGCAGGAAGCAUAUGCACCGGCAAAUUAUUGGAUUGGUCUGAAACAGGUAAACGAGAAAUGGAAUUGGAUGGAUGCAACUACCGUGAACUACACUGAUUGGAAUAAGUAUAAUGUAACGGAGGAGUACGACAAAAAAGUUGACUGGAGUGUUGCUCAAGGAAUCUGCAUUGCUUAUGGCUCAUACUUAGUGUGGAUUACGUCUAAUGACGAGCAAAAUUUUUUGAACGACUUCACUGAAUCAAAUCCGUUUUGGCUUUUUCCUCUAUCUUACUCUGGUAAUUGGACUUUGCCAACUGCUGAGAAAUCAAAGUUUGAAAACUGGAAAGCAGGGGAACCAGAUCAGCGCUACUUAUACGGACAAUUAUUUUUUGCGUACAGUGAACCGGGAGGAUGGAAUGCCACUUCACCUUCUUUCAGCGCAGUUAUUGUUUGCAAAUAUGAAAAAGGCCAGUUACACAGGCGUUAUCCAGAAGAACAGUAUGAGGUUGCAUUAAACGAAUCGAGAGGAUCUGGAAGAACCUCAGAAGUUGCUUCGAAAACAAAGUAUACAACACAACAGUCUAAGGAAAGUAGAGAACCUCACGCGAGUACUGUAAGGCAGUCAGAAGGAGGGACACUAGCAUUCCAAGCUCUACUAUUUAUUGCUAAAGAUUGA